GGGAUUGGCCAGGACGGCCGCCGCUCACGGGUCGUGGGCCGGCAGCGGGCGAUGCUGCCGCGGAGCUUAGCCGGGGGAGGCCGCGCGGUGGCCGCUGCCGCUCGCGGCCAGAGGAAAACGGGUGAAGGGGUGAUGCCAUCCAGAUGGUCAGAGGGGCAGCGUACGCCGUGCUGGCUGGAGAAGGGGCAGUGGCACGGAGCUUACAGGCUUGCCCCGGCCCCCCAGUCCUGUCCACGGAGCAGAAUCGUCCUGGCUGGAGAGCCAGAUGUCCCCCCACCCCACCAUCUGCUGGAGUGCACAACUCCUGCGAGACCCUGCAUGCAGCACUUCUCAUGGGUCACUUCAUCCUACCAAAGCAUUAGGUCCAGUUUACAAAUGGGAAACCAAGUCUGGAGGGGCCCGGCCGACUGUCCAGCUGUGACCGGUGCCAGAGGAUUCCUGGAGGCGGUGGCAUUCUUCACAGGCACCCUGCCUGGGUCCAAGUCUGUGAAGGCCGCAGAGAGCUGGGGAAGGAGGCGGGCUCCCACGCAGGCACAGACAGCGCCAGGCAGUCCAGGUCGUCCCUGCCUGGCGGGCGCCCCUCAGAACCUUCACACCACCUGCCACCUGAGCUCCAGCCGCCCACAGACUGUUGCAUGAGCGGCUGCCCCAGCUGCGUGUGGGUGCAGUACGCAGAUGCGCUGCUGCACCACUACCAGGAUGGCGGGCAGCAGGCUCUGGCUGCCCUGGAGGAGCAUGUGGCCGACGAGAACCUCAAGGCCUUCCUCAGGGUGCAGAUCCAGCUGCACAUGCGGAAUGGAGGCUGAGCUGGCCUGGCCCCACAUCCUUGCCCAUUAGGCUCCCGCCUGCCAGCUCCCUCUCAGAAAGUAGCACAGCCUCCUUUGUUUGCGGCUCCCUUGUGGGGCUUGUGUCAGGAACAGAAGGAGCUAUUUGUUGACCCCUCCUGAGAAUAAACAAGUUCUCCGUGGUGGUUAGA
Molecule: messenger RNA, 976 nt
Organism: Manis pentadactyla (Chinese pangolin)
Lineage: Eukaryota; Metazoa; Chordata; Mammalia; Pholidota; Manidae
Gene: OXLD1
Product: oxidoreductase like domain containing 1
Exons: 3
Coding region: 52-639 (195 amino acids)
Cellular component (GO): mitochondrion
Source: RefSeq, a predicted model, not a curated record